Colletotrichum abscissum is the source of this 348-nucleotide messenger RNA. RefSeq lists its product as uncharacterized. The coding region runs from base 1 to 348 and encodes 115 amino acids. The record is from RefSeq and is a predicted model, not a curated record. The transcript has 3 exons. NCBI's taxonomy places the organism in Eukaryota, Fungi, Ascomycota, Sordariomycetes, Glomerellales, Glomerellaceae.
AUGGAGUUGGUAGAGGGUACCUCGCCCACCCUGAGAGGUUUCGCAACCCCGUGGGCCGUUUAUAGCGGUAAGCCGCGGAACGUAAACCUGGCCAACCUCGCCAAGCUCGAUAUCCACCUGGAUAGGAACUCUAACGAUGGCUUCUCGUGUGGCCUGAGCUGCAAGCGGACUGCAGUCUACUAUGACCCGAGCUCCGACAGCGGGGACGACGUUGGCCGAGUCGCGCCGGAGUGUGGGGAUGGCACUGCAAUGUUGAUCCAAGAUUGGAAUGGUUCCGGGUUCCACGGCGAGCACCACAACGCGGUCCCUGAAAAAACAGGAGCCACCCCUUUUGAGUGCGAAAAAUGA